UCCGAGAAAAUGGCCGCCUAAACAACUUCACAACUUUGUUUUUUCCAGUUAUCUUUUGUUGCUGUAAGACGAAUUUACCCAAAGUACUCUGUCUGAUCAGAAGAAAAUAUCUUUACAAUCCAACCUACUGCUGGACUCAAAUAGAGUGGCUAACUGUGUUCGAUUAUCGGCUGUUUUAAAGUGAUAGAUAACUAACUUACAUGUAGCUAGCUAGCUAAUUAUGGCUGUCAUGAUGAGUAACGUUAGAUCAAAAGCCAGGCUGAAGCUGUAACUCCUAGCUAGCUAUCGACGAUAGUUAGCUGGUCAUCGAUCUCUAGCUGUCUUAGCUAGUUGGUUUGAAAUUAGAUAUAAAUUAACGUUAUGUAUUAGCUAGCUACUGCAUAGCACAACGACUAAAUUUUGCUUUCGUGAAAUGGAAGGUUGUGAGUUGUCCCUGACAGUGUUAGCUGUUUAGCUGGCCAGAUAGCUAUUUUCUGUAUCUAUGUUACCGUUACUCGCUGACUAAAAGUGGCUAUUUUGCAGCUGGACGUUGUGCUCAAUGGCGUGCUGCAGUUCUGAGACAAGCAAUUCAGCACUGUGCUCAGAUGCUAACGUAGCAAUGGCAGCCUCACCGGGGAAUGUAGACCAAUCAAUGAAACCUGUGCUAUUUGAAAUAUUCGGAGAGAUUUGGAAUGUGCAGGCACGGCUUGGGCAAGGUGUUUCGGCCUCCGUUUAUCGUGUCAGUUCUGGACGGGCUAGUACAGCCGCAGUGAAGGAAUUUCAGUUGGACUCGCAGGGUGGAGAUUACGGGUAUCACAAAGAGAGAUCCGUGCUUGAAGAUAUUCAAGGACACAAGAACAUCGUUACGUUGUAUGGAGUUUUUACCAAUCACAACUGUCAAGGAGUGUCAACCCGCUGCCUGCUGCUAGAGCUACUGGAUGUUAGCGUGUCUGAGCUGCUGGUGAGGGCUAGUAGCCAGGGCCAUUCCAUGUGGGUCAUCCAGCACUGUGCAAGAGACGUCCUGGAGGCCCUGUCCUUUCUGCACCGCGGGGGCUUCGUUCACGCCGACCUCAAACCCCGAAACAUCUUGUGGAGCGCUGAUGAUGAAUGCUUCAAACUCAUCGACUUUGGUCUCAGCUACAAAGAGGGAAAUCAGGAUGUGAAGUACAUACAGACAGACGGCUACAGGGCCCCGGAGGCAGAGCUGCAGAACUCACUGGCUCAGGCCGGGCUGGAAGGUGACUCUGGCUGCACGUCGGCCAUUGACCUUUGGAGUCUUGGAAUAAUUUUAUUGGAGAUGUUCUCAGGAAUGAAACUGAAAGACACUGUCCGAUCUCAGGAAUGGAAGGAUAAUAAUUCUACAAUAAUAGACCACAUCUUCGCCAGUAAAAUUGUGGUUUGUCCUGCCAUCCCAGUUUAUCACCUUAGAGACCUUAUUAAAAGCAUGCUUCACAACGACCCCAAACACAGAAGCACAGCUGAGAAGGCCCUGUCUAGCCCCUUCUUCAGUAUUCCUUUUGCUCCUCAUAUUGAAGAUUUGGUCAUGCUUCCUACACCUGUCCUCAGACUGCUUAAUAUAAUUGAUGACAGCCACCUCUACAAUGAAGAGGAGUAUGAAGACAUUGUGGAGGACAUGAAGGAGGAAUGCCAGAAAUAUGGGGCUGUUAUUUCUCUCUUGAUCCCAAAGGAAAAUCCAGGCAAAGGCCAGGUUUUUGUUGAGUAUGCAAAUGCUGGUGACUCCAAAGAAGCCCAGCGAUUGCUGACAGGACGAACAUUUGAUGGGAAGUUUGUUGUUGCCACUUUCUACCCAUUGAGUGCCUACAAGAGGGGCUACUUGUACCAGACAGUACAGUAAGGCUGCACACCCCAACAGGCAAGGCCCUCCAAGCAACCUAAAUGUUCUCUUAUGCAGACCUUUUUCAGUUUUAGAUCAUCCAGUUUGCACUGACCAACCAUUAUGAGGAAAUCAAGUCAACAUUACUAUCAAAUGAGCUGUGUGACACAUGCAACUAACCUCCUAUAAUGGUAUGCACAUUGAAAAUAUCUACUUAAAUAUCUACAAGGUACCAUGGAAGGGGUUUCCUCCAAAAGUGCUGUAGUUUGUGUUUUGUGUUGCAGAGCUAUAGGUUAUAUAGUUCCAAAGCCUAUCAUUCUUUCUUUGCCUUGAAUGUAUAUCGAAUGAUAUUGUGUUAGAUUAAUUUAGAUUUAUAAAAACUAAUGUUUGAGGCAGUAUCCGUCUGAAGAGCAUAAUAGCAUAAUAUCAAAUAGUGAGAUUGAUUCAAAAAGGGGAGGUGCCUUUUAUCAAAAGGAUAAUUGAGCUUCUUUUUCUGUUGUUAAGAGACAGGAACUGGUACCAAAGUCCAGCUUGUUUAUCCUUUUAUUAAUUUAUCACUGUUAUGAGAAUCUACAUCACCAUGUGUCCACACUGACUGCCUAGAUGCUAAUGUGAACUAGCGGCUGCUAUACAGUAUAAAGGGUGUUCCUGGAGAAUUGGAGUAUAUGCUUUGCUUCACCAGAGCUCAGCCAUAAAGGAACAGAUCCAGCAAAAUGAUUCUGCUCAGCUAUCCUUGUUUAUAGAAGUGGCAUCACUGUUGGUGUCCUAUUGUAUAUUCUUCAAAACCUAGGUAUUACUGGUAAAAUCUUUACCCUUGUACCACUUUUAUAAUCUCCUUAAUUUACACGCAAGUUUUCAGGGUCAUUUUUAGGAUCUUGACUACAAAGGACAUUCUAAAAAGAAAUGCAUAAAAUCUACUUUUGUCUCAUCCAUCCUUUUGCAUACUGUAUUUUCUAUUAAAUAAUUUGCCGAAAACUUGAAUUCCAAAGGUACUAUGGCAGUAAUGUUUGUGAAUAUAUCCCUGCUUGCGGAAACACUGACAGCACUGAUUUCAACAAACUCACUUUUCAUUAUUCUGUGGUACAUGUCAAGCAUAUUUCGUAUUUUAAUGUUAAAUAUAUAAGCUAAACAAGUUUUACUGAGCAGUUCCAUACAUUUCUUACCGCUAUGCUUGGAUUUGGCCUGGCCUGAGUAGAAUACUGCCCAAAUGUUACACAUGUACACUACCUUUCAAAAGUUUGGGGUCACCUUCAAAUGGUUUGAGGCUCAUUUCAUGCCAUGGACCCUUGAUGACUUGAUGGACCUUUUAGCCAACAAAUGUGUUCCAUACUGUAGCAGCAUGAUUUACAGCUGAAUCUCGUUUCACCCCCAAUUCCCAUUGAGAUCCAUUCAAAUGCAAAGAGUUUUAGUAUAACUCGUAGGACAACCUGAAAAUAAGAUAUCUCUGAUGUUGAUGGGUCACAGACGUCAGGAAUUCAUGGCAUGCAAAGAAUAUGCAACCAAAUACAAAACAUGACUCUUUUAUUUGACAUUAUGUUAAUGUCUCAAACUUUGACACAUCUAAAAAGUGCUGUAACUACCCUUUAAUAAAGUGUCUGAUUCUGUGCUUUGACCAUGUAUGAAUUGUUUGAUUUUAAACGUUGAAAAUAAUAGAAAAAUCAGAAAAAGACAAGGUGACCUCAAACCUUUGAGCGGAAGUGUGUAUUGGGAUUUUAUGAUCCUCAUAAAAUACAACAUAUUUCAGUGCUGGCCUUGUGUGACUCUAUCCUGCUCAAUUGUAUACAACUGUAUCCUGUAUUCAAAUGGGGAGAAAAAUACCUUCUGUGGCAGGAUCACCUGAUCCUCUGUCUCAUCUUCAUGCAUGGUCUGUAAAACAAACACCUUCAGGCUGCAUAAUAAGUUACUAUUAAUAAGGUGGUGAUACAUUCUGCACACUUAUCUUUUCAGUGGUUGGUUUUGUGAAUAAUUGGAAAUAUUUCCCAGCCCAUUGUUUAAAUGCUGUCAUUUUGUUGAAUGAUGCAAAGUAAUCCAUUUGUACCACAACCCGAUCAUGACUUAACAUUCUUUACAAAUCGUGGUGUGACUUUGAUACUGUAGGUCAUAUUUUCAGGGUUUAUUCCCAGAUUUAAGCAUGUUGGUGGCCGUCAUUGAAAGUGAUUGAACAUUUUUAGACUCGUGGAGAAUUGUAGUAUGUCUCGCAUGGCUGAUCUGUGUCUGGGAUCUCUUGCCUUAGUGUUAAUAACCAACAAGAUACAUAAAAGAUUUCGGUCACAACAAGGGUUGUGAAGAGCACAAUGCCGAGUGAAGGGAUGUCAGAUUGGUUGUCUGUUUUUCCAGAUUUACCUGUAGUGUUGUCCAGAUCAGGAACAGGUUAAGUACAUCUUCCUAACUUCAGUGGAGCUGAGCGCUUUAUGUAGCUGUGAAGUAGCUGUGUCUCUUGCCUGUGACAGGGUUUCUAGAAGCCUCUCAGAUUCUAUUUCAAGACUCCAGGCUCCUAUCUGUCAGUCACAAGUUGUUUGAAAUGCUGGUGCUGUUGCUUUAGGCUUCAGUAAGUGUUUGUGAUGGAAUAAUGUUGAAGUAUUUGAUAAAAGCACACCGAUUCUGAGUUCUAAUGGUUUUACCAUUCAACUACAGAUAUACAGUAUAUUGUUUCUGGUCAACUUCCAAGCUGUGCAACUGUGCAUUUGAGCUUAUUCCGAAUGACACAUAUUUAUUCAAAUUACACAUACUUAUAAGUAAUUUGAUCAGGAAGCUGAAGAAUGUUAUAGACAUUUGUGCUUAUUUGGAAAUUGUGAUGUCCAUACAGCCAAAAUGUGAAAUUGCAGGGAAUUGUUUUUAUCUGGUGUUGGGGGGCAAAGAAAUAGAAAAUUGUGAAUGUGGGAAAAAUACAUUCUUAGAUAUUAUUUGGAAUAGCAUGGUUUCAAGCACAAAUGCUACUUCUGUGGGAAGAGGUGGGAAGUUUUUUUAUAGAGCUUUCCAAAGUCCAGGGAAGAGAAUUGUAUUGGCCUCUGCAUUGUAUCGGCCUCUUGAGUUCAUUACAUAUACACACAGGUACCCGUGGCAGGUUCUCACUGGUGGAAUAUUGGGUGGAGUAUUGGAAUAUUGUCAUUGGUGCAUGUCAGUCAUAUUGCUUUUUUAUGUAGAAGUAUAUGACAAACUAUUUUAUAACCGUAGUUCCCAGAAGUGGACUCUUCCCUGUAUUUUUUUUUUUUUACAGCUAUGUUUGGAAUUGGUCUCGCCUGAGUAGAAUACUUCAUAACUGUUACAAUUGUACACUCAGUGAGCACUUUAUUAGGUAUUUACUAGACUUAUUUUUUUAGACUUUUGUCUUCUGCUUCAGAGAUCUUAAGAGAUUGUAAGAGAUCUUCUGCAUACCACUGUUGUAAUGCAUGGUUAUUUGCGUUACUUUCACCUUCUUGUCAGUUUCGACCAGUCUGACAUUUUUCUGAUAAAACAGCUGAACCGCUUGACCAGGUCUGCAUGCUUUUAUGCAUUUAGUUGCUUAAAUAUUUUUUAUAUUGAUUCAAUAUUUGCAUUAACAGCUGGUAUACAGGUCUACCUAAUAAAGUGAUCACUGAGUGUAUAUGGGGAUUUUAUGAUCUUCCAAAAAUGCAACACAUUUCAAUGCUGGCCUUCUACGACCCAGUAUCCUGCUCAAUAGUAGUUAAAAGCUUUCUACGAAUGCAGAAAGUGGGGAGAAUCUUGUCUUCAUUUGGAUUUAAAGUCCUAGUCCUGAUCAGUGUUUCUCAUGGUCUGAUGACAGGUGAAAUAUUUAUUAUUGUCAAUUAAAUGUAAAUGUACUAUGUUGCAGCAAAUGAGUGCUGUAACAAAAAUAUUUGAAUACAUUGAAUCCUUUCUUCUGCCUGUGGUGAAUAGUUGGCUCCUCUGAUUGAAAGCCCCUCAUGCUCUCAUAGCCUCUCCUAGUCCAAAGUGCUUUCAGGCAGCACCUGUGUGACUGAGCUGAUAUACCUCUUCACGUCAGAGCUUUUCACUGUGCUUCCUGCUGCAGGGAAUAGAUUCCAGUCUCCAGAGAGUAUGAGGAAGUGUACUUUAUAUGUCAUGGUAGCUCAAAAUAUUUAGCGUUAAGUAAAUAUUGCGCUGUUAAAAUGCUUCCUGUUUCAAAUGUGCUAUAAGCAUUGGGAGCUUUAGUGACAAUUUCAGACACUGUUUCUUCUGUAAAACAUCACUAGGUCAAUGAUGAUUGUUCAGCAGGAAAUUCAGUUUGGCAAGAGAAGCCUAAGAUAUCUCAUACAAAUGAGUAAAAUCUUAAAAGUUUCUGUAGCAAAAAGAAUCUGGAUUUUACUUGGUUAAUGGCCUUAUAGUUCAUUUUUAUUUAAUAUUAAAAUUGAAGCUUUACAAAAACAUAUAUUUAAAGCUUUUGAGGCUAAAUGUGUGACAAAGCUUUGAUGUAGCAGGCACUGUGUCUAUUGUAGAACAGCACGUUUUUAAUAAUCUAUAAUACAGCAUUAAAAUUGAAUUUUUCAAUGUUCUGCUUUUCAUAAUCUAAUUAGACCAGAUAUCCAAAGAUUAGGGUUAGUUUGUGGUGUUUGAGGUAUUUCAGGGUUACAUUUCUUUUUGCAGUCAUGGUUGUCUCUCUGCCUUGCGUUUUGAACUGUUGAUGGAUCAUAUAGUGAUUUCUUUGUGAAUGCAACAUCUUAAAUGUUGUGAAUUGUGGUUAUGACUGUGUGGUUACGGAACCAUCACACUAGAACUACAGUGUCCUGUGGUAAUAGCCUUUUUGAGUACGACAGUGAUGUGUGGAUUUUUUUUUUUAUUUAGACUGCGUUUUUAUCCUCACUUUUAUCUCAGAAUUUGAAUGGAUUCUUUGUGUGUAGUUUAUGUUUUUGCUGGAUUUUGAUUCUGCAGUUAGAAACAUAAUUACCCUUGAAUGUUGCUAUAAAGUGUGCUAAAAAAAAAAAAAAAAGAAUUAAACUGUGAACUGCAUACUUUUAUACGAUGAACGCAAUUUUGGGAAGGUGUCUCCGUGGAUUUGAUAUUUUACUGUUGUGGAAAUGGACAAUAAAUAUUUAAGUGAAAUAUUCUGUGUGUUUACUCGUUUUAGAAAAGUCAUGCAUGGUUUUGGGUAAUAUUCCCAACAGGUGUCUUGACAUGCCCUGAGACACAAGCUUUGCUGUGACAGUUUUCAGGGAAAUUCGUUGGUGCAGGCUGGCAUUUUCUUAUGAACAGAAAAAAUGGUUUAAACUGGUUUAAACUGGCUUAACGGUUUAAACUAGUUUAACGCGUUUCAGUGAAAAAGGGUUGGAGCGGUGGCUGAAAAAAGGUCAGCUGCACUUCAGGGUGUUUGCCUAUUUGAGAUCAAUGCUAUGGUAGGUGUUUAUUUAUAGUACAGUUCUAUUACCUCAUAGAUAGAUGCUGUGCACAGUCCUACAAUAAACAUAAAAUCGAUUUAAAAUGUUGUGCUAACAAUCAGCAAGUUAAUCCAAGUCUGAAAAUUGUUUCCCAUUCUACUGGUGAAUACACUUUAGAUAAUAUAUAAUGGCCAGUAAUGGCAUAUUUUUCACUGUAUAUAAACAAUGAAAACACUUAAUAUAGCACUUUUCCUGUACAUUGUACUAUGAGCUGAAAGAAGCACUGUGUUUAAUCAUGCAGUUUGAUAUAGAUUUGUGUCCGGGUACAAGUUACAAGGUUCAAGAAGCACAAAAUAAGCCUUCACUCCAUCAAAGGCCAACUGUUAGCCUUAAGGACACGUAAUGUGCAUGAUUCACUUUUUAAUGCAUUCAUUGGAAAAGCAGUCUGGAAAGGAAGUGUUGACAUAGUGGGAGGUGUAAAAUGAUUGCUUGUAAAGACCUGACAGAUAACGUGGUGACAAUUUAUACUUGACACAGCAUGCCUUUAUUUUCCGAAUGCUAAUUUUGCACCUCAAAUAUUUCAGUAGUGACUGGUUGAAUUAUUAAUGUUCAAAAGUCUCUCACCUUUUGAGCACACUUCCAUGGUCCCACUGCUUUUAUGUUCUGAGAUGCAGUAUGUGCCAAAAUGAAACGUGUAACCUGGUCUUUCUUUCUCAUCGGCAGCUGUUGAACAGUCCAACAGUCGGUUGAAUUAUAGAACAGACCUGGGUUAGGAGUCGAUUCCUGAGCUUGAACUUGCUUUAUACCCGUGAGGGAGUUUGUUUCCAGAGCUGGUGCGAAAAUGUCAUUUUGUUUGCACUUCAGUCAAGUGUUUUUGUUUAAAUGGUCAACCCUGUUUACAGACCUUAGUACUGACAGUGCAGGAGAGGCCUUGUGUUUGCCUUGAAUGAAUUUGCUGAGGGAUACUGCUGGAUGGUGUGCAGUUUUUAACAAAAAAAAAAAAAAAGGAUUGUAAUAAAAUGUUUCCUGCACUGAAUGUUGUGAUAUUUCCCAUUUGGUAACUGAGCAAUAUAGUUAUGAGUGACCCUCAUAGUGGAGUGACUUUGUAAAGAAAUGAAAACUUUGACCCAAGCUGGGUGAUACUGACUGUUUAAAUUCUCAUUGAAAAUUCACCUCUGUGGAAAAAGAAGCCAGCCACAGCAGCGUAUGGAUCAAAGGUUUGAUUUCAUCUUGGCUGCAAAUCUUAUAAUAAGCCUCUUCAAUAUUAACCUCUUGGAUAAUGUUAGUCAUUUCCCCUCAUCAAAAUCAGCUCCAGGUGCCGUUGAUAAUGUACCCUAUAAACCUGACCUGCUUGACCUUCCCCUGGUGAUUGCAAAUGCAGCUAAGCGGGCAAAAAAAGCUUCAUAAUUAAAUAUAAUUACGUUUUAUGAAAGUUAGCCGUUAAUGGAAGCCUCAUAUGGGCUUGCUUAGCUCAUUGACAGUCAGGUCUGUAAGUUAGUGUGAUCUGAAUUUAUACUGGUGGUGGUGGUAGGUUAUAUAUGCUGUAUGCUUGUAAGUUGCGUGAAAGUCAGGUUAUAAUUUUACCAAUGUCUUUUAAAAACCAUAUGCAAGUCCUAACAUGAAAUGGCAUCUUUUGACGGAGAAGCACAUUUCAUCACACUAUGAUAUUAUAUCAAUUCAGGCUGUGCAGUGUAAUACAUUUGUACUCACACCUGUUUUGAAGAAGAAGGUAUUUCAGCAAACCUGAUUGAUCUUCAUUUUCAACAGAGUUGGUAUGUUUUGUGUAUAUGCAAGGAUUUGUUUAGUUUGACACACAUAAUUGUGUAUCGAGUUUGGGUGCCUUUUGAGAGUGCAUUACACAAAGAAUAUUGGAUGUUGCACGACUUUGUGUUGUUACAAAAUUUCAUUAAGCAGUCCUUAAAAUGCAUUGGUGGUCAAUUCUU
Messenger RNA from Conger conger (European conger), 9065 nucleotides. It is a transcript of the gene uhmk1, whose product is annotated as U2AF homology motif (UHM) kinase 1. Gene Ontology annotation, molecular function: ribonucleoprotein complex binding; protein serine/threonine kinase activity; RNA binding. Lineage: Eukaryota; Metazoa; Chordata; Actinopteri; Anguilliformes; Congridae. Gene Ontology annotation, biological process: peptidyl-serine phosphorylation; positive regulation of translational initiation; regulation of protein export from nucleus. Gene Ontology annotation, cellular component: nucleus; neuronal ribonucleoprotein granule. Bases 539 to 1834 code for a protein of 431 amino acids. The transcript has 8 exons. The record is from RefSeq and is a predicted model, not a curated record.